UUCUACGAAGGAAAAUGUGUGGUUGGUUCUCUAGCAAUCUAAGAUGACCCUAGAGAAAUGAAACCAAACCUUGUUUUUCUCCUUUUAGGUGUCCCCUUCUCCUACGGACAAGGAGGUCUGAACCCUGAAGGUGAUGUGCAGUACAAAGGAGAUGACGUAAAAACAGGAGAUAUUGUCACACCAAGGAGUCCAGAUAUCCAUGAGGUUGCAAGAGAUAAGAGGACUGGAUUCUGGAAUGAAUUUAUAAACAAAGCAAAUGAAAUAAAUUCAAACAAUUCAAAAUCAAGAAAAGGAAAAAUUUUCAGCGUGUUUUCUGUGGUCAGUUUCCCAAACGAUGCUUGUCUUAGUGUUCUAGACUCUGCUAACGGAACCUGUUUGAGUCCACUGGAAUGUAAUCAACGGGGUGGAACUGCAGAGGGUUCCUGUGCUUCUGGGUUCGGAAUCUGUUGUGUUCUUAGACUUGAGUCCUGCGGGGGACAAAUUCUAAAUAAUGUUACUCAAGUUCAAAAUCCAGGAUAUCCUAGUAAGUAUAAAACUGCUGGUUCCUGUACAUAUAUAUUCAGAAAACAAUCGGAAGAUAUAUGUCAGAUUCGGUUGGAUUUUAAGACAGGAACAUUUAGCUACUCUUCCAAGGGUACUACAGGAUGUAUUCCUGGUACUACGGAUGUUCUCUCGUUCACUCUGAAAAACAAGGUUCCCUACUCUAAAGUAUGCGGUGAACUAACAGGACAGCAUAUGUAUUAUGAGGUUGGUAGUCCUGGGGAUACGGUAACCCUGGAUAUAUCUUUGGUUGGAUCUGUUUUAGAAAGAAAAUGGAAUAUUCUGGCUACACAGAUUGCUUGCGCAGAUCCUUGGAGGGCCCCAACGGAUUGUCUCCAGUAUCAUACAGGACCUAUAGGAUCCUUUCAAAGCUUUAAUUUUGCCUCCGGUCAACUUCUGUCAAGCCAAAACUAUAGAAUAUGCUUUAGACAGGAGCUAAGAUACUGCUCCAUCAGUUACCGUCCUAGCUCUCUUCCUUCCCCUCCUAAUCCUUUUCUUCUACCAACUUCUAACCCUGGAGGAACAACUACUACAAACAACUGUGUUGUUGCCUAUCUUGGUAUUCCUGUGGGAGGUGAUUCCGGAUUUGGAGACAGUAAAGCAAAUAGAUAUUGUGGUAACUUUUUUGAUAGUUCCGAAGGAGCUACAAGGAAUGGUCAAGUUUCAGCGGCAGUUACUCCAUUUGAUGUAUUUGUAUUCUCAGAUGCUUUAACAUUGGACAAAUCUGGUAGAACAGGGUUUAAUAUGAACUAUAGACAGAACGUGUGCUAAUGUGCCGAACAAGAUGAUUUUAGUUAAGAAGUGACUUAACUUGAACAAGUUAAAGAAUUUGUAAAACUGUUUCCAUAAAAACUGUAAAUCAACUUUCAAAAUGCAUAAUGAAGGAACAGGCAGUUUUUAUAAUGAACCAAGAUAGUUUAGGAGUGAAACUCAAUGUUUUAAUUGAUGUCUAGGUAAAACUGCCUGCAGGUUGUAGUGCAUAUUUUUAAGGCAGAAAACAGGCAGUCAUUAUAUAUAGAAGUGCUAAUUGCAUUAACAGACAAUUCUUUAAAAAAGUUUUUGGAUGUAAAUAUAUACACAAAUAUU
Eurytemora carolleeae is the source of this 1626-nucleotide messenger RNA. RefSeq lists its product as uncharacterized. Bases 58 to 1311 code for a protein of 417 amino acids. The record is from RefSeq and is a predicted model, not a curated record. Lineage: Eukaryota; Metazoa; Arthropoda; Copepoda; Calanoida; Temoridae. The transcript is spliced from 14 exons.